AUGGAAUAUCCAUCGAGUAAUGCAAAGAACUUCAUAUUUAGUAUAUCAUGUCAAUCAAGUGAUCCAACACUUUGUGGAAAAGUCGUCCAAGCAUUUUUAGAUGCAGGAAGCAUUUUAUCUUCAGUUUUAUUCUUGAGAUCGUCAAUUGUUGUCAACAUUAGUGCUUAUGACUUUUGUGCGGACGACCCACUUUGCAAUGGGGAUUACUCAUAUGACCCAGAAAGGCUUUAUCCUCAAUCGUUGGUCAAACAAUUUAAUUUUUCGUCUAAUCCUGAAUAUAGAUAUCCGGAUAUCUAUGGCGAAUUCAACCUUGGUCUUAGUUAUUGGUUCAAAGAUGAUCCACCGAUUAAAUAUAAUCAAUAUGAUUUUCUGGGUUUUCAAACGUCGUGGAGCAUGUGGUCACCCGAUGAUUCAUCACAAUAUAUCACUCCUAUGUUGAUAACAGAAGAGGACUACGAAUUUUUAUGGGAAGAUAAUUAUGAUGCUAAUAAACGUGUUACUUGGAUAGGAUUUAGAGAAAAUAUAUUUGAUAAAUAUUUGGUAUUCGUUGAAACAGGAACAUACGUUUCGAAUAUGACAGCGAUAUUAAAUGAGUUUUUUAGUGAUGGUGCUCUUAAAGGAAGCUAUUAUGAUUUUCAACAAAAGUUUAUGUCAUCGCAACAGUAUGAUAUAGCCAAAGAGAUGAUGGUUAUAUCAACACAACCACAAACUCUUGGGUUAGUUAAUUGGAACUUAACUUCUCACCAUAACACUAGUAAACAAGGGGCAUUUAAUAUAAGUGACUUGUUUGUGGUCGACACUACAUCAAAUGUAUUCGAUCCGUAUAACAGUAUAAAUCAUGUGGACUAUACGAUAUAUACUAAUACUAGUGACUUCUUGAUGAGAUAUCAAUUAUUUCCAGGAGAGACACUAAGCGGCGAUAUUAAGCUUGGAGGCAAAUUCCCAAAAGGACAACUUGUUGGUGCUAUUGGACCAAGGCUAAAGAGGUUCUUUGAAACAUUGGGGUAA
This is a messenger RNA of Racocetra fulgida, 1008 nucleotides long. Lineage: Eukaryota; Fungi; Glomeromycota; Glomeromycetes; Diversisporales; Gigasporaceae. The record is from the annotation of a GenBank genome assembly.